This is a messenger RNA of Cyprinodon tularosa, 759 nucleotides long. RefSeq names its product cystatin-C-like. The transcript has 3 exons. NCBI's taxonomy places the organism in Eukaryota, Metazoa, Chordata, Actinopteri, Cyprinodontiformes, Cyprinodontidae. Gene Ontology annotation, molecular function: cysteine-type endopeptidase inhibitor activity. Bases 126 to 512 code for a protein of 128 amino acids. The record is from RefSeq and is a predicted model, not a curated record.
AGUAAAUCCUCUUUAUAAAACAGCUAAGCCUCUCUGUUGUGCUACGCCGAGUCAUACGCAGCCGGAAAUAAGUAGAGAAAUAGUGUUAAUUCACUGUGCUUUCUUCCUUGGUAUCGCACUAAAAGAUGGCGUGGAAAAUGGUGUUGUGUUUCCUUUCAGCUCUUUUUGCUGUGGAGGCCAGUAUGUUAGUUGGUGGGUUUAGAGACAUAGACGUCAAAGACGAAGGUGUUCAAAAUGCGCUGAACUUCGCUGUUGUCCAACACAACAGAGGAACCAACGACAUGUACCUUCAUCAAGUGGCUGAAGUGGUCAAGGCUCAGGUUCAGGUGGUUGCAGGGAUGAAGUACAUCCUAACUGUGAAGAUGGAAAAGACUGCCUGCAGAAAGAACGUGGCUAUUGAGCAAUGUGACACCCAAAGCAGGCCAAGUAAUGCCCAGCCUUACCAGUGCACCUUCACUGUGUGGAGCCGCCCAUGGAUGAAUGAUAUCAGGCUGCUGGAGGAGAAAUGCUAGAAAGGGGUCUUCUUAGCACCAUUAGCACAACCAGCUUCAGUUAACAUUUUGAUGCGUUUUUCUUUAAGAUGAACUAAUGUAACCAUUUCUGUCUAAUUCUUUACCUUAUAUAUCGCUAACCUCUUGUUGAACUCCAGGUUUUUCAAAUCUCACUAUAGCUUCUUUAUGGGAAAAGGCAAUAAAGUAACAAAACACUUAGCUGCUCAUUAACUUGUAAAGCUUGCACAGUUUAAAAAUAAAUGUGUUU